GCCCUCCCCUCUCUUCAUAAAGGGACAGCGGCGCCCCUCACAACGCAUUGUGAUUGCAGCCGCUGGGACACCUGUUGCUGGAGGGACGCGCAGGUGAGGAUACACUUUGACGGACAACUGGGAUUCUCAACGAGAAACGAGAAAAGGUGAAUUCCCAAGGAUCUUGCGUAAAUAUGGAAAUGAGUAAUAUAAAGUCUUCAGUCGCACUACUGUAUGAUGGGUUCAUUCAAAAUGCAGACUCCAGGACAGAGAACUGGUUGCUCAUGUCAUCACCUCUUCCUCAAACCCUCAUCAUCGCAGCAUACAUCUACUUUGUCACAUCACUGGGGCCUCGGAUAAUGGAGAAUCGCAAAGCCUUUGACCUUAAAGGAGUCCUCGUACUCUACAACUUUGGUGUGGUGGCCCUCUCACUCUACAUGUGCUAUGAGUUUGUCAUGUCAGGAUGGGGUACAGGAUAUUCCUUUCAGUGUGAUCUGGUUGACUACUCUGAUUCACCACAAGCUAUGAGGAUGGCAGCAGUAUGCUGGCUUUACUACUUCUCAAAAUUCAUUGAAAUGUGGGACACGAUCUUCUUUGUGCUGAGGAAGAAAAACAGCCAGGUGACAUUCCUCCAUGUCUACCAUCACUCAAUCAUGCCCUUCACCUGGUGGUUUGGUGUUCGUUUUGCUCCAGGUGGUCUGGGAACAUUCCACGCCCUGAUCAACUGUGUCGUUCAUGUCAUCAUGUACACGUACUACGGUCUGACUGCCAUGGGACCCAACUACCAGAAGUACCUGUGGUGGAAGAAAUACCUCACUACCAUCCAGCUGAUCCAGUUUGUCAUCGUUACCAGCCACAUCUGCCAGUAUUUCUUCAUGAAGGACUGCCCAUACGAGUUCCCCAUCUUUAUCUACAUCAUCGCGUCGUAUGGCCUGAUUUUCCUGUUUCUCUUCCUCAACUUCUGGUACCACGCCUACACAAAGGGCAAGAGGCUUCCCAAGGUACUGCAGGCUCAGACAUGGGCGCACCACACCAAUGGAGUCAUGAACGGCAAUGCCAAUGAGCACUACAAAGACGAGUGAUGCAGGACUUGAGCCCAUCAGGGGGUUUUGGGGUAUACCUCAUUUGCAUAAGCAGACCACUGUGGGGAUUCUACUAGAUUCAGCCCCAAAAUGUUUGGACUGUAUUUUGAUUACUCCUAUUUGUAUCUGUAAAGACAAUCUUUUCACUAUGACCAAAGCUGUAUUUAAGAAGUUUAAUGUCCAAAGCAGAUGGCUUAUUCUUUUUCUUUUUUUUUUUUUUUUUUUACAUUGAAGGUAAAGCGCGAGUUCUGCUAAGAUGAUUCCAAAUAUCCUCUUUCUCGUUCUAAGAAAAUUGUAUGUAGCCCUGUUUGAAAUUGUUACCAGUCAGAUUAGUGUGACUACAUGUGGAGGCUUCAGGAGGCUCUGCCAUACAGCCAUGGUGGAGUUUCCCAAAAAGCACCUAGUUGCCAAGAUCAUAUUUUACUUAGCUGCAAACUGAUCUUAUGAAUAGGACAGCUUUUACGAAAUUCAGUAAGUCUCCACUGAAAAUUGGAUUUUACAUUGGGCCCAAAUCAUUAACUGUUUUGUGAGAUGGGCUCUUAGCAGAUGUCUCCUUAUUUUUACAUGAGGAUUUUUAAAUUGGUAUAUUGGCUGCACAUUUCCUAUUGUUCAGGACAUUGUUAAAUGUUUACAUGUAUGCAGAAGGUAGUGUUUGUUUAAUCGCUCUUCUCAUAUGCAUGUCCACCUCUCUGUGGCUUGAGUCACAGCUGCUGAUGGUACAGACGAUACAUAAAACCAGCCUUUUUGUAGUAUAGCUUCAGUCUAUUUUUAUGUCAUCCAUAUGAAGUGAUGGUGUGACAGAGAUGCCAGAGAGGACAGGCAAUACAACACUAUGGUUCUUGUAGGACCCAGAGCAGAGCUUUAAAUUCAGCUGCAAUUGUUUUCAUCACUGGCAUAUUGCAAGGAUUAAAACAUCACAAGACAUGCAGUUAUUUAGGUUGACUGUUUGGCCAAACCAGUCAGAGGCCUUGCUCGCCUCAUCCACGAGUUUAGUGUUCGCUUCAUUUGAAUUUCUGUGGCAAACAAGAUGACUGGAUUCAGGCAGUUGUUUUGGACUGUGGUCUCUCGAAUAGCCUCUAAUGAAUGGUUGUGGCAUAAUUAUUACAGCUGAAAAUGAACACGACACUCUGCUCCUAUGGUGAUCGAGGACACAGCGUUACGUGGUGUGGGUGGUGUGGACAUAUGUUGAAUAAAACCAAGUGCUUUUAUUCUGGUGCAGACCCAAGUUAACACACUGUAGGGAAACGCCACAUCUUUAAUAAAUACACAUGGGUUUUGUGUGAACAUGUUACUGUAUUUUUCGUUUACUGUUCAGUGCCUUGCCCUUCCUCACUUUGCUGGUGUAGUCAAGUGUCUUAAAAAAAUGUGACCUGAAAUAACUUGUGUAUAAUGUUUUUAUAUGUAUUUAUAUCAUCAAAAUAAAAAAUUAUUGUACUUUAAC
Messenger RNA from Myripristis murdjan (pinecone soldierfish), 2502 nucleotides. RefSeq names its product ELOVL fatty acid elongase 7a (gene elovl7a). The transcript has 8 exons. Gene Ontology annotation, biological process: sphingolipid biosynthetic process; fatty acid elongation, polyunsaturated fatty acid; very long-chain fatty acid biosynthetic process. The record is from RefSeq and is a predicted model, not a curated record. Lineage: Eukaryota; Metazoa; Chordata; Actinopteri; Holocentriformes; Holocentridae. Gene Ontology annotation, molecular function: fatty acid elongase activity. The coding region runs from base 174 to 1061 and encodes 295 amino acids. Gene Ontology annotation, cellular component: endoplasmic reticulum; endoplasmic reticulum membrane.